GUCUUGGCCGAUCUCUCAACAUGCUCUGUCAGCCAUGAUCGUGCGGCGCUUUCUGGUCCUCUCAGACAUCCAUUCGCACAUAGCCAACCUCGAGAAGGUCAUCACAGCGGUGCGGCGCCUGCCGGCUGUCGAGCGGCCCACUCUGACCUUGGUCCUCGGCGACCUCGUCAAUAUCAACAACAGUACGUCAUCGUACGCCACAGGCCAGCCGCGACUCCAGCAGCUCAUCAGCGACGCAACUGCUCGGAGCGCCGGGCUGGCAUCGAUUGGCGACGCGGACGACUGGAUCUUGAGGCUGCAGGAGCAGCUUGUCGAAAAGGAAAAGUCCAGUUUCGCUCAGGUCCUGGAGCGACUCGGCGACCUGGGCUCGCCAACAUGCUACAUUCCAGGCAAUCAUGAUUAUAUCGAGCUCUUUCGUGACAAGCAUCCCGAAUCUGGUCCGUUGGCAACGACGGGCCCGCCAUACGAUAUGCAAGAGAACACCGCAUUCAACAUCCAUGGCAGGCGCGCCGAUCUGGGCUCGGGCCUCUUCGUCUAUGGGCUGGGAGGAUCCGUUCCCGACAGACACUCUGCCGAUCUCUCGGUGGUGCAGCAAUACGGGUUUCCAUAUACCGAGGCCGAGAUGGAGGAGCAGGCCGAGUCUGUCCUGUUUGGCCAGCCAGAGACGGUUUCGUUGAAUGCCCAAGGCCCUCUGACCACCGAGCUGUUCCAAACCGAGCCUGCACAUAUCCUGGCGACCCACUGCGGGCCGGCCUCGAGCGGCACGACCAGCAGGCUGUUCGAUCCCUCCAAGAUCCAGCUCGAAACAGGCAGCACGGCUCUGCGGGGUCUGCAUCUGCGAGGACAGUAUCCCAAUGGCUUUGGCGGGGUCCUCUGUCAUCUGCACGGACAUGGACAUAUCUCAUGGGGCGUCCAGCAGAUGGGCCAGACAACCGUGAUUAAUCCUGGGGCGCUGCAAAAUGGCCGAUACGGCAUCGUGACCUUUGAAAAGCUGGCGACGCAGUGGCGGAUCUCCAGCAUUCGCCUCGAGACGGUUGCGCCAUGAGAGCAAAUUGCAUGGUGCAAGGCGGCGAGGUGCAUCCGAACUGGACCAUUGCCGGAUGUAUCCCGGGGUCCUGAAUACAAUCAUAUUUGCACCUGG
This is a messenger RNA of Polychytrium aggregatum, 1141 nucleotides long. RefSeq names its product Metallo-dependent phosphatase-like protein. The transcript is spliced from 5 exons. The record is from RefSeq and is a predicted model, not a curated record. NCBI's taxonomy places the organism in Eukaryota, Fungi, Chytridiomycota, Chytridiomycetes, Polychytriales. The coding region runs from base 35 to 1045 and encodes 336 amino acids. Gene Ontology annotation, molecular function: hydrolase activity.